AUGACAAUCCACGAUGCGACAGUGGAUAGAUAUGAACGACCAGAUGGGUCUUUGCACACAGAGACUCUAGAGGCUGCCUACAAACUCGGCAUCGACUACCAUGACAAAGGCAAUAUAUUAGCCGCGGAAAGCCACUUACUCCGUGCAUCCAAGGGCUAUGAGGAAAUGUGUGGCCUGCACGACUCUAGAACACUUGAUGCGCUGGAGUACCUUGGAAUCACAUAUCGAAAGCUGGUCAAGCUCAAUGAGGCUGAAGCGACACAUAAUCGCGUCGUUGAGGCUCGAACAGCCAUGUCAGGUCCCGACCACACAACAACUCUAAUUGCACAAAAUAGACUCGCAAUGGUAUACCGUGCUCAAGGUAGACUUGACGAGGCUGAAGGCAUCUAUCGAAGAGUGUGGGAAACAUUUGACAAAACCAUGGGCCCAAACGACGAAGCAACACUACGGGCCUCCAUAUCACUAGGAAAUAUUGCAUUCAACCGAAAGAACUUCACUGAAGCGGGCGAGAUGUACGCGUCUGCACUGAGCCGAUAUGAGACUGUCUUUGGGACCGAUCAUCCAUCUACACAGCAGGCUGCUAGCAAUCUAGCAGCUGUGCGCAUUCAUCAAAAAAGGUACUCCGAAGCGGAGACCAUACUCCUCACAAUUGUGCGUCAAACCACGAAAAGUCAGGGUUUGAAGUCUGUGCGACUGCUACCACCCUGGCUCAACCUGUCAUGUGCCUACGAGGGUCAACAGAAAUAUGACGAAGCACAGAAGACUCUCUCCUCAAUCUUGCGCUCCUAUGAGGAUGUCUAUGGACCAAGUCAUUCAAAGACUUUAGGAAUCAUCCGACGCAAGGCGAUAGCACUCGCAAAACAGGAAAAACUCACCGAAGCCAUCGAAAUUAUUCAAAAAGGCAUUGGCUUAUCGUCACAUGCUGAUGGAUACCCAGACGAUGCCCAAAUCCAGUUAAUGAUAUCUUUGGCUGGCAUAUUUGAUCAGCAAGGCAGAUUUUCCGAAGCCCACCAGAUCCACCACCAGCUAACGGAGACAUAUGAGAACAGAUUUGGGGAAAACCAUGACUGGACCAUCAGGUCUUUGCAAAAUGAGGCAGAGAUGAUUUUCAAGCAGGAAAAGUAUACAGAGGCAGAGCUGGCCUUCCAAAAUGCAACGGAAAGGUGUAAGAAGGCCUUCGGUGCUGAAGACGAGCGCACACUCUGGAAUCUGAUGGGUCAAUGUCACGCUGCUUGUGGAUGUAAAGAGGUCGCAAGCGUCGAAAGUGAUAUUUGGUUAUUAUUUGCAAAAUGCGACGAGUUCCCAUCGCUCCAGAAUGGCAGAGCAAUAUUGGUUUUCCAACACUUGAGCAAGAACUGCGUAUUGAAACACAAAUUCAAGGAGGCAGAAUCAUUGAUGACCAAAGUAUACGAGAUAUGUCUCAAGUUCUUCGACCGCGGACAUCCUGUCACCAUCUCUUAUGGGCUGCAAAUGGACAAAGUGCGACGACAGCUUUGGCAGCAUGAAAAAGGUCAUCCGGUUGAUAUCUCAACGUUUCCAAACACGAAAGACCGCACGCCUGAUGCAAUAAUUGAUAUCCUCGAGUUCACGACUGCGCUCAGUGUGAAACCAGCAGACGAAUCUGCGCCGCUUCCCUCUCGUUUACUUGCAAACCUAGCUCUGUCGUAUGGCGAGAAAUGGGAAGAAAGUCGCGAUCCACGAUACUUGGAUAUCGGGAUCGAUAAACUUGAGACAGCCAUUCUGGUAGGAAACGAAGACGAUGAAUUGCGUCCUCGGUGGCUUGAUUCCCUUGGCGUUUUCUACAGGAACAGAUUCCGGGCGCGGAAUACGCUGGAUGAUCUCCGAAAGGCAAUUGAAUUCAAAGAAAAAGCGGUUAACCUACAAGAUAAGGCUAGUCCAGACCACCCAAAAGAUCUGAGUGCGCUAUCUAUGUGGCUUAUCGACCUUUAUGAGCGUGAUUCGACAUCGGAGUUGCUCGACAGGGGAAUAAAAUUAGGCGAAGAAGUUUUGAUCAUGACGAAUUCCGAUGAUUCCAGCCGGGCAAGAUAUUUGCAUCGCCAAGGAAUGGCAUUUUUGCUACGCCAUGAGCUGAAUGGGGAAGUUCUGGAUCUGGAACGAUCAUUCGAAUUGAUAGAAGCAGCUAUGUCUUUAACUGCCAAGUCUGAGCCUCACUGGAAGCUACUCUGCUCUGUAUACGCAGAUCUUUUUCGACAUCGUUUCAAGCUCAAUGGAAAAAUUGAAGAUCUAGAGGAGGCAGUGAGGCGAGUCCAAGCGGCCAUCCAUGAAGAGCCUGAAGAGAAUUAUAUCCUGUUGGAAUCAUUGGCACGUGAGCUGGAAUAUCGAUACAUGGCCCUAGGAAGUAAUGAAGAUCUCGACGAAGCUAUAAAGGCAGCUGAAAGAGCUGUAGAGCUAGGGUACCAGGACCAGGAAAAUCAGUACCAAGCAGACAAUCUGAUGAGACUGGGCUACCUCCUGGUGAAUCGAUUCGACGCCAAGGGACACCAAGAAGACCUUGACCGCGCUAUCAUGCACCUUGAAAAAGCGCGCAACACUCAGAAGACAAACGCAAAUGCGCAAGCAAGAUGCUUAAGCGGUCUAGCAGGUGCAUUUAGAUCCCGCUGGAAGCGCACAGGAGAUAAAGAUGGUCUUGAAGCUGCCAUCGAUCAUGAGAGACUCGCACUCGACCUUCUCCCCAACAAAGAUGUGGGAAAGCUAGACGUGAUGAAUAAUCUCGCUAACAAUCUGAUUGAUAAGUUCAAGGAUUCAAAGAACCCCAGUGAUAUGGAAGAGGUGAUUGACCUCUAUGAGAUGGUAUUAUCUCUCCGGCCGUCUACCCACAUGCACUAUCCAGGAAGUCUCAAUAAUCUUGCCAACGCUCUUGAGGCACGGUUCAAUGCAUUGAAAAAUAUUGAAGAUUUGAACUUGGCAAUCGAAAAUUCCGAGAAGGCGUUGUCGAUCAUGCAUGCUGAUGACCCAAGCCGUGCCGGAUACUCUUCCAAUCUGGGUGCCAGAUAUUACGCCCGGUAUUUGGAGAAAAGCGAUGAGAAAGACCUUAUCUCUGCCGUAAAUCACCGUUUGCAUGGCUGGAGAGUUGUGAACGGGCUACCAUUUGACAGAGUGCUAGCUGGAUCGCAGGCAGUCUAUAGACUGAGAGAUCUGGGAAGAUUUGAUGAAGCCACAACAAUAGCGAUGGAAGUCGUUAACUUUCUUCCUCAGGUAACAACAAGAUCACUCCAGAUCACCGAUCAACAAUAUGUCGUCCGGGAGUUUUCUGGAAUCGCUGGGAAUGCGUGUUCCCUCCUUCUGCAGGCGGGUCGAUUGCAAGACGCACUGGAGUAUCUGGAGAAAGGACGAACGGUCAUCCUUGAUCUACUGAUGAGUAGUCGAGUGGACCUUACUGAGCUGGAAUCUGCAUCUACAGAGCUUGCGUCCCGAUUCCGAAAACUCCAGGAUGAAAUCAAUCAGACCUUCAAUUCCAAGGGUAUGAGCCCCAGCGCAACGGAAGGGCUUCUUCAAAAACGGCUCGCAUCUGUAUCCCAGUUCAACGAAUGCGUGGAAGUCAUUCGGUCGCUCCCUGGACAAACGCAGUUUCUGCUUGGGCCAAAUUUCGAGACUAUUAGGUCCGGAGCAAAAGGAGAAUUUAUAAUCGUUGUCAACAUCACCACCACUCGCAGUGAUGCCAUCAUCAUCUCCGAUGAGAAGAUAGACAGUCUAGAGAUCCCCGAUUUAUCACGCUCUCGAACACUUGAAUGGCUGGAGAAAGAUCUUACUCGGAAGGCCAAGGAUCGAGCGGGUCGAAAAAGGCAGAAUGAAGAGUACACCAGUCUUCUUCAUUGGCUCUGGGUUUCCGGCGUGAAGCCCAUCUUUGAUCGGAUCAAAUUACACUCCCAGCCUUCAACAGAAACGCGUAAGCUACCGAGAGUCUGUUGGAUUGGUAGUGGAGUGGCGAGCAUGCUUCCAUUCCAUGCAGCCUGCGACCGCACUCUCAACUCGGAGAGCACAUUUUCGUAUGUCAUCUCUUCAUAUUCACCAUCUAUCAAGACGAUGCUUCAAGUCAGAGCCAAAUUAAGCGGUGGUGCACUCGGACCCAAUCCCAGUUUGCUGAUGGUCGGCAUGCCAACGACACGCGGUCAUGCACCACUCUCCGGUGUUGAAGAUGAGAUAGAAGAGAUCACAGAAGAAGUUGAGCCCACUUUUUCUGUCAAGAGUCUUCUUCAUCCACAACCCGCUUCUGUACUAUCUCAUCUCGCAUCCUAUGAUAUGGUCCACUUCGCAUGCCAUGCGCUAUCCGAUAGCAAAAAUCCACUCAAUGGCCACCUGAUGCUCGAACCUGAAGGUCUGGAAGCUUCUGACACUGGGAAAUGUGGAGCGUUGACAGUGGAAACAAUUGUCAAAAUGGAUCUGAAACGAGCUCGUAUUGCAUAUUUGUCUGCUUGUUCGACUGCUGAGAAUAGAGCAACCAAGCUUCUUGAUGAGGCGAUUCAUCUUGUGAGUGGAUUCCAGGUUGCUGGAUUUGCUCAUGUUUUGGGCACUAUGUGGCCAGCGCCGGACUUGGUCAGUCGUGAUGUUGCUGUUGGUUUUUAUCAAAAUCUUGCUGCGCUGGUGGCGGAACCGGGUGUUGAUAGUGGCCGAGCUGUAGCGGAGGCGUUUCAUUUGGCUGUCAAAGAGGUGCGGUCUGAAUUUGAGGACCAGCCUCUCUUUUGGGCGCAGUUUGUACAUUUUGGAGGUUGA
Penicillium longicatenatum is the source of this 4731-nucleotide messenger RNA. RefSeq names its product CHAT domain-containing protein. The record is from RefSeq and is a predicted model, not a curated record. Gene Ontology annotation, molecular function: protein binding. The transcript has a single exon. Lineage: Eukaryota; Fungi; Ascomycota; Eurotiomycetes; Eurotiales; Aspergillaceae. Bases 1 to 4731 code for a protein of 1576 amino acids.